This is a messenger RNA of Drosophila elegans, 414 nucleotides long. RefSeq lists its product as uncharacterized. The transcript has 2 exons. The record is from RefSeq and is a predicted model, not a curated record. NCBI's taxonomy places the organism in Eukaryota, Metazoa, Arthropoda, Insecta, Diptera, Drosophilidae. The coding region runs from base 86 to 319 and encodes 77 amino acids.
GCAGUCCUGUUGCCGAGCCAUCUCUAGCCAAACAGCUGUCUCCCGUUGUGUAACUAAACUAAUCGCGUUUUACUUUUGCUCCAAGAUGUCCGCAUCCGCUGCCCGAGGCUCCACAUCGCUGCUGAAGCGCGCCUGGAACGAGAUUCCGGACAUCGUCGGCGGAUCCGCUUUGGCCCUCGCCGGACUCGUCAUGGCCACCAUCGGAGUGGCCAACUACUACGCCAAGGACGGGGACAAUAGGCGCUACAAGCUGGGCUACGUCGUCUUCCGCCACGACGAUCCGCGUGCCCAGAAAGUCCGCGAUGACGAGGAUGACUAGAGAGGAUUAACGCCACGAAAUCCGACCGUAUCACUUUCAUCUUCUAGAUUUUUUUUGUUUACGCUAUAGCUAAGUAAAACAAACCACUAAAUGUA